Rubroshorea leprosula is the source of this 904-nucleotide messenger RNA. Lineage: Eukaryota; Viridiplantae; Streptophyta; Magnoliopsida; Malvales; Dipterocarpaceae. The record is from the annotation of a GenBank genome assembly.
GGUACGGACAAGCCAUUUGGGUGCCUUGCCAAGAUGGACAAAGGCCACAAGUAAGGUAGAUAAAUAGACGGAAUAAAAAAGGAAAACAUUGUUAGAAAAACACUGACUUAAGCAUCCGAGUUUCUCCCCGAGGAGCAACGUCGGGAUUUUGCAGACCACUUGGAGAAGAAUCACACCCAAGCAAGAUCUUGAAGGUUUUCAGCAACAACAGAUGGAAGAGGAAAAAAGAAUAUUCAGUGAAGAAUUGGAGAAGCUUGGGAAAGUUAUAGAGGAAGAUUUAGCAAACCAAUACUUUGACGAGGAAAUUCAAAUGCUGAUUUUUCCAAAGGACCUGUCGGUAACUUCAGAUAAGUUUCAACUCAAAGAUAACGAGGCCUUUUGUGGGGAGUCUGGAAUUACUGACAUGUUCAAAGACUCUGAGGAAAAGGAAGAACAGGAGUUCAAAGAACAAUUAAAUAAGCUUGAGGAAGAUUUGAAGAAGGAUGGAACAUUGGAAUUCUUGUCCUUGGAAGACCCUCAACCUGAAAUGUUGGCAGGAAAUGAUUUGGUGAGGCAGGAAUACUGCAACGAGUACGGGCUGCAGCUGCCUGUAAUUGGAGAGCCUCAUCAUGACCCUGCUGGCAUGAAAGGAGGAACCACUGCUGCUGCUGGAUCCUCUGGUGGUCCUGCCAUCCAAUGAAAAGUUUAACUUCACCUUGAUCCCACUUUAAUGUAGUUUCUUAUGGGACAUGUUACAUGGAUGAUGGAGGUUUUAUGGUUAUCUUGUCUUAUAGUAGCCAUGGAUUAUGUUGGUGCAGCUAUCAUCUAGAAUGAUAUGAACCUAAUUACAUGAACACUAAUUAGAUGGUUGUGUUGAAUGGGAUAUUUGCAAUGGAUGUUAAUUAUAUAAACUACAUGUUAUUUA